AGUCCUUUAUUAGGCUAAGCCAGAUUAACAAUACACAUUGCAUUGGCCAAGUCAAGAAAUUUCAUUUAUUAUGAAAUUAUUAACUACUAAAUACAUGUAGGCCUAUAGCCUACAAAUUGUUUGGUUGUGUCACACAACCCUUUGUGAUGUUUAAUAAGUUAAAGACUACCAGCAAAUUCCCGGACGCUGUAGCAAACAAGCAAACCUUAUUUAAGUUAUCAAGAUGGACUUAACACAUUUCCUGAAUUUUCCGAUUUCCUGUUCGACUUUCAAAGGGAGAGGAAGUUCAUUAAAAAGUUUUACUGCAUUGAAGUGGAUGUUUUUCUGAAAGAAAGUGGUUGAAUGAGUGUUGUGAAAAGAUUGAAAUUGUUGCGGAGAGGAUUUAACUAUGGAUACUUUGGAGAGCUAUAUGAUGAUUGGUUUUUCUUAAUAAAUGAUAAGCUUAUGUUUCUAAAAUGUAAAUGGAAGGGAAAGUUAGAACUUUAUGUGAUCUGAAAACGUCUUUGCAGGAUUGACGACGGUGAAGGGAAAAAAAGUUUGGAGAGCCUUUUUUGGAGCUUGAAUAUAAACUGAGUCCUUUGGCUUUCAAACCCCCAGACAGGUACAGCAUAUGUCAGAUAAGGAUAAACAAGGCCAUAGUAGGCUGUCAAGAUAACCUCAGACAAAACGGUAUGUUUAAGAGUGCGGAGCAUGAAAAUCCCUACAGAUCGUGUUUGAAACGUGAUCGAUAUGCUUGUGAAAUUUGAGGUUCUCGUCAAAAAUUAAACCAAGGAACUUUACAUCUAGGGAGGGGUAAAUAGUGGUAUCAUCAAGAAGAACGUGUGUGUCAGUGUCAGUGGAUGUGCGAUGCUGAGAAAUGCUAAAUUGAAGUAGUGUGGUAUUGUUGGCAUUCAAGAUUGUUAUACUAAACUGCAUUAAAUGUGGCUUUGACAUGUUACAGAGUAUUCAACGUUUAACUGCAGCUCCCCUCUGUUAAAGUACAGUUUGCAAUGUUGGUGAGGAAAUGUUUCAAACAAAUAGUUUCUCUUGCCUCCUAUUCAACUUCCGCAAGUGCUGUGACCACUAAAAUGAUUGAAGAGCGUGGAGUCAGGACGAUUACAUUAAGCAACCCCAAAUCACGGAAUGCCUUGUCUCUCUCCACCAUCAACGAGCUCAUCGGCCAUGUGACAACAGAUGUGGAAGACAUCAAACUAAGGUGCAUUGUAAUCAGAGCUGAAGGACCUGUUUUCUGCUCUGGUCAUAACCUCAAAGAAUUUGACCUCAACUCCACACAACAGCAGCACCAGAGGCUAGUGUUCUCACAAUGUUCUCAGCUGAUGUUGGACAUAGUGUCAUGUCCCGUGCCUGUGGUGGCUGUGGUAGACGGACUGGCCGCAGCAGCUGGGUGUCAGCUGGUAGCUCAGUGUGACAUUGCCAUCUGCACACCUCACAGUUCCUUCUCUACACCAGGAGCUAGUUUUGGAUUAUUCUGCUCGACUCCUGGUAUCCCAGUGGCUCGUAGUGUCAGUCGCAAGAUGGCGUUACGCAUGUUGCUGACAGGGCUCCCAAUCACAGCGGAGGAGGCUUAUCAAGCUGGUCUUGUGAGCAAGGUCGUACCACAGGAGAGUUUGGAAACGGAACUAAAGAUCAUAACAGAUUCCAUUGAGUCUAAAAGUAGGACAGUGAUAUCAUUGGGAAAGAAAUUCUUUUACAAGCAAGUUGAAACCGAUCUUCAAACCGCCUAUAGGAUGGGGGAAGAUGUAAUGGUCAGCAAUAUAGCUCUUGAGGAUGGUCAAGAAGGCAUCAAGAGUUUUAUUGAGAAGAGGAAACCUAGUUGGAAACAUGCAUCUGUAAAAUAACUUGCAUGUUUAUAAUAUUGAGAAAAUUAUUACCACUAAGGGAGGAUAGCAUGUGAAUUUUGACUGUGCCUUCAAUAUACUGUAAGUUAGGUAUCUCAUUUCUUUCACAUUUAUUUAAGGAAUGAUAUUUGAUGCUAACAUAAUAUUGAAAAGAAUUUUUUUAAAUACAAUACUUCACAUCUUUUUGUAGGAUAUUGACAACCAUUAUUUUUAAAUAUAAAAAUCUUUACAGGUGUA
Messenger RNA from Macrosteles quadrilineatus (aster leafhopper), 2075 nucleotides. RefSeq names its product enoyl-CoA hydratase domain-containing protein 3, mitochondrial-like. Gene Ontology annotation, cellular component: mitochondrion. Lineage: Eukaryota; Metazoa; Arthropoda; Insecta; Hemiptera; Cicadellidae. The transcript is spliced from 6 exons. The record is from RefSeq and is a predicted model, not a curated record. Gene Ontology annotation, molecular function: hydro-lyase activity. Bases 990 to 1838 code for a protein of 282 amino acids.